CAUUAUAAAAGUCUUAAAAUUUAUGGAACGAAUUUAAAAAAGUUAGUAAUUUAAAAGAAGAUUCCGAAACAUUAAAUCGUUUUAAGAAAUUUUUAGAUCACGCAUAAGAAUAAAUAAAAAAUCAAAGUUAAUCUAGUAAUAGUCAAAAUACAGAAGAUUUAAUAGGCGAUUCAUCAGAAGUAUUGAAUACAAUUUUAAAUUAUAUAGCUAUAUUUGAAAAAUCAAUAAAUAAUAAAAGCCAUAAUGUAAAAAUGUUAAAUGAUAUCGUUAAUUAAUCAUUAGAGAUUGCCGAAUAUAUAUUAAAAGAUGAUAAACAUAGAAAAUCUAUUGAAAACUCACAUGUUGCUUUGAAUCAUUUCUUAAACGUUGCUGACAAACUCGAUAAUAGUCAAAGUAAGAUAAUAUUAGUAAAAUUCAUAAUCAUGAUAGCAGAAAAUGUAGACUCUAAAGUAAAUUUUGUAUAAAAUGAAGGUUUUAAUAAAUUAAUGGUACUUCUAAUGGAUAAAGAUGAGAAAGUAUCUCGUAUAAUAAGCAGGGCUUUAUUACAUUUUUUAUAAAUCGAUAAUAGUGACGAAUCAAUGAUUUUAGAAUAAAUGAAAGGUUAAUUGGAAAAAUAAGAAGAUUAUUAAUCUAUAAAGGCAAAAAUAAAAAAAUAGCUUAGGAUUUUCGAAAAUUUACUUUGAAUGAGAUUUAAAGGAUUUUUUUAUAAAAUGAUGAAAAUAAAGAAAAAUAAUAAGAAAA
This is a messenger RNA of Ichthyophthirius multifiliis, 741 nucleotides long. RefSeq lists its product as hypothetical. NCBI's taxonomy places the organism in Eukaryota, Ciliophora, Oligohymenophorea, Hymenostomatida. The record is from RefSeq and is a predicted model, not a curated record. The transcript has 2 exons.